This is a messenger RNA of Macrobrachium nipponense, 1855 nucleotides long. RefSeq lists its product as uncharacterized. NCBI's taxonomy places the organism in Eukaryota, Metazoa, Arthropoda, Malacostraca, Decapoda, Palaemonidae. The transcript is spliced from 9 exons. The record is from RefSeq and is a predicted model, not a curated record. Bases 272 to 1828 code for a protein of 518 amino acids.
UAUAGAGGUCCGCGCACUACGUUAUCCGGAGGAGAGCUCUCUGGCUUUUGUCAUUUUGUAGAAGCAGUGACCGCUAAUUUCAUGUUCAAAAAUAAUACAGGACAACAGGUGCUUCUUGAAACAAAAGAUAUUUGAUAAACAGUCGCUUCGUGUUUGUGUUCUCUACUUUUGUCAAGUGCACUGAACAGUUGUUGUCUGCACUAAGUUUAAGGGUUAGUAUUUAAACAAUUUGAGAUUCUGGAGUCGUCUCCAUGUUCAGUUACUCUUUAACAUGGCGAGAAGUUGGAUUUUCCUAAUGAUGGUCAUGGUGGUGACCUUGGCAGGUCUUGAAGUAGGGGAAAAAGCUGCUGUAGUGGACGACGGUGACGAACAAGGACUUGGAUAUCUGGAUCACGCAGGAGAGAGUUUCUUCCAGGAAAAACACCUCGAAAAGAACCAUAAUGCAGAACAUGAGAACGUGAGGCAUCACUGGCACCAGAAGGCAAGAGAAACCCGGAGAAGGGACGCCAUGAGGCAAAACAAGAGGUGGACCAAUGAAGAUAAGCAAAACAGGAGAAGAAUUCGUAAACAACAAGCUGUAAAGGAGAUGAGGAGGAGGAGGAGUGAUGAAUAUCACAGAAGAAGAAGAGACGUGCAUAACAAUAAACAAAAUAUGAAAGGAGGCAAGAGAAGACGUCGAGGAGACUCAGAUUCCGGGCAAGGCAGAAGAGGCAAGUAUAGAAGUAACAGCCUCAGUCGUAGCCGUAAAGAGAAGUUUGUGAGGGCGAGAGAAAAAACCCGAAAUUCGAGGAGGAAUCUGCCAAGUGACUUGGAUGAAAAGACCGACAGGUAUUCCGGUUAUUCGUGGGGAGGACAGGGAAAAGGAGUAAAGAAGCGAAAAGAACAGAGGAGAGGACCUAAAACAAACAAAAAGGGAGAGAAGAGAGGAGUAAAGAAACUCGAUGGUAUAAAAAAGAAAGCAAAUAAGAAGAAGGUAUCUUCAAGAGUUAAGAGUGUGAAAUCGACAGGUCCAAAAAGAAAGAAAAUUAAAAAGGUGAAAAUCAUUUUGGGGAAAGGAGGAAAAAAAGCCAUUCCAAAAGGCUCCUGUAAAGUGACCAGGAUCGUCUCCGCCGAGGACGGCAACUCGGCUCUACUUUUUGGAUACAAUAUGCAGAAAAAAGGCAGCUGUAGAAUGACUUUUAAGGGUCCAAAGGAUUCCACGCUGUCGCUGGACUGCCCACAAUUCGAACUUAACUCGAAAGGUUGUGAUCAAGAGGUCAUGGAGAUUUAUGACAAGAAAAGUAAGAAGAAGAGUGAAUACUGCAUGACCUCAGGACCUGAGAACUGGGAGUCAUCUGGCAACGUAGCUGUGAUUACUUUUCAAAGGGAGGCAUCCAAGGACAAUUGUGGCCGUAACUUCGUCUGUCAGAUUACUGUUACAGGAUCACCUCAAACAGUCAAGAUGUUAGGCAAGGACGGAGACUGUGAUAAAUCGAUCAAUCUAGCCACAGGAGAAUCUGCUGCCAUACAUACCGUAAAUGGACCAGGAAAGAGAAACUGCAAGGUUGAUAUCAAGGGGCCAAAAGGCACAUAUUUCAACAUUACUUGCCCAUUGCUAAGCUUGGAUGGAGAAUACUGCUCGGAAGAAGUUACAAUCAAAGAUGAAGGAUCAGGAACUUAUGGGUACGAAUUUGCUUGUGCAGGAGACAAAGGUGGCCUUAGCCUUGUCACCGAGAGUCACAUGGCUUCAGUGGAGCACACCAGACAGAAAGAUGAGCAGAAGAACCUUUGCUCGGCAGGGUUUGUGUGUGUGGCCUCUGUCGUCGGUAAGGAGCAAAAAAAAAUUUAAUGCUGUUUGUGUGUGUGUGUGAGAGAG